UGCGCACUCCAGCAGACGCAAACUUUGGCUGAUGAAGACACGAAAACAAGCAACAAGGAUCGAUUACUGAACAUUCGGUCUGAGAGAUGGCCUCUUGCUCUGAGUCUUGUGGGUCCGGUCACGCCGUCGACUCCGGCUGUCGUGUUUUCGGAGUGCGCUCCUAUUUACAUCACUUCUACGAGGAGUGCACAGCCUCAAUGAGGGAGCAGCAGGAGGACUUUCAGGGCCAGAGAUCAGCGCUGCGGUGGAGCUCUAGCUUCUGGAAGGUCUCAUUUGCCGUUGGAGUCGUGCUCCUGUCAGUGGGGCUGGUGGUCAUGACAGUGGGCUAUUCCAUCCCCACUCGCAUUGAGGCUUUCGGUGAGGGCGAACUGCUGUUCGUGGACCGGCAGGCCAUGCAUCACAAUCGCUCACUUCACAUAUGUGUGCUGGUCGGGACGGGGCUUCUCAGUCUGGGUGGGGUUCUGAUGGCAGGUGGAAUCCUGAUGUCUAACUUCUCCACAACUCCCACAAAACAGGAAGACUCAAGAGGAGAACGGAAGGGGGGAACCAGAGUCCCGAGUGCAAUAAGAAGCCCAGCAGACCCUGUAAUGAAGCCUCCCAGCCCGGUCUCUAGUGACGGAGGAGUAUCUCCUCUCGCUAGGGAUGAUAAAGUUCAGCAGUGCUCGUAAAAGAGCUGUGUGACAAUGCCUGUUCAAGAGUGCUGUUGAAGCAGUCAACAAAAGCUCCUUGUUUAUUUCAAUGAGAAAUUGGGGAGUGUCUUAUUUGUGUUUGACAAUUAUGUGCUAAGAGAAUCUGUUGUCCAGCACUUGUAUAAUUAUCAUCAAAAUAAUUUUUGUAUUUUUGUAUGUUACAGUAUUGAUCAAAUGAAGAGCCACUAAGUGGUUGCAAGGCAGCAAAAGAACGUUUUGAAUAGUUUGGGGUCAGU
Molecule: messenger RNA, 925 nt
Organism: Sinocyclocheilus grahami
Lineage: Eukaryota; Metazoa; Chordata; Actinopteri; Cypriniformes; Cyprinidae
Product: neurensin-1-like
Exons: 3
Coding region: 87-668 (193 amino acids)
Biological process (GO): nervous system development
Cellular component (GO): transport vesicle; neuronal cell body; neuron projection
Source: RefSeq, a predicted model, not a curated record